AUGGCCGACCUGCGCGACGUCGUCACGGACAGCCCUGUCGCACAGCAGGCUCUGGGAGCCAUGGGUAUCCCUGUGCUUCUAUCCGUUCUGCGAGAGGACAGAGAAGACGUGUACCUGAUCCGGGGAGCGCUAGAGGUGCUGGUGGCAGGGUUGGCAGCAGGAGGGGGAGGGGGCGUGGCGGAGCAGAGGGAGUGGGGCCAGCAGCAGCAGCAGCAGCGGGUGGCGCCAGGCGUGAUCAAUUCGGAGCUCUUUGCGCGUGAGCCGCACAGCAUUGCGCUGCUGCUGGCGCUGCUGGAGGAGGAGGAUUUCUAUAUUCGCUACCACACGGUACAGCUGCUCACCAUCCUCCUCUCCAACUGCCCUCACAGACUUCAGGAGGCCAUAUUGGUGAUCCCACAGGGCGUGGGGCGGCUCAUGGAUAUGAUGGCACUCAAUGAGAGGGAGGUGAUUCGCAACGAGGCGCUCGUUCUCAUGAUCAACCUCACACGCUCCGCUGAGGAGAUUCAAAAGAUAGUGGUAUUCGAGGGCGCCUUUGAGCGAGCGUUGAACAUAAUUCGAGACGAGGGAGGGGCGGAUGGGGGCAUCGUGGUACAGGACUGCAUAGAGCUCAUCAACAACCUCCUCCGAUCCAACGUAUCAAAUCAAAUCUUCCUCCGGGAAACCCUCGGCCUGUCCCGCAUCCCAGCUCUGCUCCUCUCCCUCCGAAAAUACGCCACCGCUGCUGCUGCUGCCGGCAGCAACAGCACCAGCACCACCAGCAGCAGCAACGAGACCACCAACAGCAGCGGCGGCGGUGGCGCCGGUGGCAGUGGCGGCGGCAGCAAUUUGGAAAGGACCGAGCCUCUGACUCGGCAAAAGGCGGCGAAUCUCCUCUGUGGGCUCGAAACAGUCGCUCUGCUGCUCGCCCGAAACCCCCACGCGGCCACCCUGAAAGACGACACGAACCUGAUCGCGAACCAGACCCUGCUGGGCCAUGCAAAGCUGAUGGAUUCUCUGUUAGCUCUAGCUUUCGACCCACUAGUAAACUCUACUGCGAUUCGCACGCAGGCGCUUAAGGCGUUGGGAGGGCUGGUGCUGGGGCAUGCUGCGAAUCGGGAGGAGCUAGGUAGUAAGCUGAUUAGCAGGUCUGAUCCGACUACUUACCUGUAUCGGGAUGCUGGGUGGGGGUUGAAGAGAGGGAGGAGGGGAGGGGGAGGAGGAGGGGAGGGUGGAUGGGGAGAGGAGGAGGAAGGGGAGGAGGAGGAGGAGGGGUUGUUGAGAGGGGUGGGGGAGGAGAUGGAGCCGGCGCUGCACUGUGUGCUGCGGGUGGCACUGAGAGCGAGUACCAUGAGAGAGAGCUCUGCUGCCGACUAUGUUAUUCGGUGCUUCUGUGAGGGCAACAGCGAGGGGCAGACCAUGCUAGCAUCCACCAUCACACCGCUGCCGCAAGGAGUCACAGGGAAAGGCAAGAGAGGAGGAGGAGGAGCAAUGGGGCCUGAUGCGGCUGAUGAUGCGGCAAACCUGACGUUUGGAGGCAUCCUGGUGCGAGCAUUGAUAGCGGGGCAGAGCGAGCAAGCCUUAGAAGCGAGCUGCCGCGCGGCGAGUGUGUUGUCGCACCUUCUCACAGGCAACUCAGCCGCAAAAGAGCGAGUGCUGCGCAUCCCCCUGCAGAUCCCUACCUCCGCACUCGCCCCUCCCGAACUCCUCAUGCCGCGCAUCAUGCGUUAUCUCGCUGCCGCCGCCGCCCCUCCCUCUCCUCCCCUUCCCACUUCCUCGCACCCGCACCAGCACCAUUCGUCGUCUUCUCACUCCCUCUACUCCUCGUUCGCUUCGUCGUUUUCCUCCUUCUCCUCCUCCCCCUCCUCUUCCUCCUCCUCCUCCUCCCCGUCGGCCGUCUGGCUGCAACCCGUGCUGCUCCGCCUGCUGCUGACGUGGCUCUCCGACUGCCCGCCAGCUGUCGCCGCGUUCCUCGCGCCGCCCGGCCACCUGCCGUUCCUCGUGGGCCUCGUCAGCGCCGCCAGCUCAGCAGCAGCCGCCGCCGCGUUGCCAGGUGGCGGCGCUGGAGAGGACGGGGAGGAUCACGGGGGAUCAGGCGCGGGAGGGUACGGGGAUGGGUAUUCCGAUGGGUAUGACGCAGCGGGUGACAGGAAACGAAGCGGAGGAGGCGGAGGAGAGGGGAACGGGAGAGGGGCAGACGAGGCAGCAUCAGGAGCAACAGCAGCAGGAGCAGGAGGAGCGGGAGGUGUGGCGGUGCAUGUGGGAGGCCUAGCCUCUCUCGUCCUAGGCGCAUGCGUGGUAUUCAACGACAACACAGGCCCCACAGACGCAGCAACAGUAGUGGAUAUAAUCACCCAGCGCAUCGGCCUUGCUGCUUUCUUCGCCCGUAUAGAGGACUUGAAGCGAGACCCGUAUUUCCUUGCAGGAGGAGCGGGGCCGCGGGCGCCGAAGCCCCUCACGAGAAGCACGGCUGCUGCGGAGGCAGCUGCUGGGGGAGGGGGAGGGGGAGCGGGGGGCGAUGGGGGAGCAGGGGGAGCGGGAGGGGCAGGGGGAGGUAGAUCUGGGGGAGGUGGUGGCAGCAGUAGCGGAAACAAACACAGUGAGAUCUCAGAGGAAGGCGGUCUUGGCUUCAGUAGCUCUGCUUCUGCCUCUGCUGGGAUUGUGGCAGCAGCAAGCCGCGUGCCGGCUGUUUCUAGUGCGUCUAGUCUGGAUCUCGAGCCGCCCAUUGCCUCGUUCUACGACCGCGAGUUUGUGCGGUCGGUGCUGGUGCUGGAAGAGGCAGUGCGGUUGAGAGUGCACCUGCGCAGUCGCAACGUGGCCCUUGCGAAAGACGCCAUGCAACUCGCCCCACAAUCUCCCUCCUCUGGUGCCGGCGCCAGCGACCAAUCACAGGCCGCCACGUCAGCGGACGGCGCGAGCGGCGCUGGCUCGGCGCCGACCCACGCUGAGCUGGAAGCCGCCCGGCGCCAGCUGGCGGAGGCGGAAGCGAGCGUGGCGACGCUGAGAGGGGAGCAGGAGACUCUUAUGCGCGAAUUGAUGCAGGUGCGACAAGUGGCAGCAGGGAAAGAGGCAGACCUGCAGGCUCUCUCAAUGGCGUACCAUAGUCUAGAGCAGGAAAAUCUCAGACUAGAAGGGGAGGUCAAAUCCCUCCAAUCCACCACAGAAAGCCUCCGAGCCAGCCUGGCUUCGGCCGAAGCUGCUGCCGCAGCUGCAGGUUCGGGAGGUGCUGCAGGGACAGGAGCAGGUUCGGGGGUGCCCGAAGCUGAGGUGGAGGAGCGGGUGGAGGCGGCUCGGCAGGAGGCUCGGGAGGAGGCGCAGCGGGAGAGUGAGACGGAGUUGAAUGACUUGCUGGUGUGUUUGGGGCAGGAGGAGAAGAAGGUGGAGGUGUUGAGAGGGAGGCUGGUUGAACUUGGGGAGGAUGUGGAUGUGGAAGGAGAGGAUGGGGGCGGGGGGGAGGAGGAGGAGGAGGAGGAGGAGGAGGAGGAGGAGGAGGAGGAGGAGGAGGAGGAGGAGGAGGAGGAGGAGGAGGAGGAGGAGGAGGAGGAGGAGGAGGGGCUGGUUGAACUUGGGGAGGAUGUGGAUGGUUUGAUUGAUGGGCUGGUGGAAGGAGAGGAGGGGGGCGGGGGGGAGGAGGAGGAGGAGGAGGAGGAGGAGGAGGAGGAGGAGGAGGAGGAGGAGGAGGAGGAGGAGGAGGAGGAGGAGGAGGGGUAA
This is a messenger RNA of Closterium sp. Naga37s-1, 3687 nucleotides long. NCBI's taxonomy places the organism in Eukaryota, Viridiplantae, Streptophyta, Zygnematophyceae, Desmidiales, Closteriaceae. The record is from the annotation of a GenBank genome assembly.